Molecule: messenger RNA, 363 nt
Organism: Symbiodinium natans
Lineage: Eukaryota; Dinophyceae; Suessiales; Symbiodiniaceae
Source: the annotation of a GenBank genome assembly
AUGCGCUUAGCAAACUUGUCAGCAGCACCCGCACAAGGCGAAAACAAACUUGUUCACGUUACUUGGACAACCAAGCGCGAGGUUCGUGUUUGUCACUUGCCACUCAUAACUCCUUUCAGGAAAUCUUCCUGGAUUUACACUAAAAGUUUGCCGCUUUCCGUUUUUGGAAGUACGUUGCCGCGCUUUGAUCCACCAAACUGGCCUCUCUGGUGGCACAUCCUCCAGCACCGGUUCGAGUCGACCAAAGGUGCGGUGAAGCGCGAGACCAAGAAAGUCUUUGAUGCCUACUUUGAGUGGAAGCCAGCAGACUUUUCCAAACACGGCUGGGUCGCGAGGCUAGACGGGCCGCUGGUGGACAUGUAG